AUGAAGAUAUAUGGAAAGCUUAAAUGCAAGAUUACCAUGAAAGGUGUCACUACUGAAGGAGACGCCUAUGUGACGCCGCACAGCUCACUCUUGGUGAAGGCCAACUGCAACCCCAGACGUGAAGAAGAGUUGAAGAAAACAUUCCCGGAUGUUUUCGAAGAAGGUGUAGGACGCUGCACCAAGAAAAAAUCGAGAUUACAGCUAACACACAAUAUGCGUCAAUUGUUCCGUAGCAGCCGUCUGGUUCCUCAUGCGGUUUUGGAAGGAAAUCCAACGAAUAUUAAGGAACAGUACGAUAGAAGGAACGGCCCCAUUUGGAAGGAAUUUAAAAAGGGAGAGGACGUGUAUGUUAAGGUGUGGGAAGUCCCCACACUUCGCAUGGAAGCAAGGAGUUGUCGCAAAACGACUCGGGAAAGUCGUCGUGGAAGGAAGGCUGAUGCGGAACACGCAAAUCAAUUACGACACAACAAUACAAGGACAAGCUGGAGUCGUGAGGACAAGUCGUUGAAAACUCCGCUUGACGUGUUAGAAAUGUAUAACAAUCAGCUGAGAAACAAACGCGAGGCUGCUUGUGAAUCGGACGUCAACACCGCUCUACCGUGCUCUCCAGAACCAUCACUGCGACGAUCGACUAGAAUACGAAGACCCGUGAAACGAUAUGGCAUUGAUGUGUAG
Molecule: messenger RNA, 675 nt
Organism: Cooperia oncophora
Lineage: Eukaryota; Metazoa; Nematoda; Chromadorea; Rhabditida; Trichostrongylidae
Source: the annotation of a GenBank genome assembly